This is a messenger RNA of Xiphophorus hellerii (green swordtail), 1977 nucleotides long. It is a transcript of the gene clul1, whose product is annotated as clusterin-like 1 (retinal). NCBI's taxonomy places the organism in Eukaryota, Metazoa, Chordata, Actinopteri, Cyprinodontiformes, Poeciliidae. Gene Ontology annotation, cellular component: nucleus. The coding region runs from base 183 to 1577 and encodes 464 amino acids. The transcript is spliced from 9 exons. Gene Ontology annotation, molecular function: misfolded protein binding. The record is from RefSeq and is a predicted model, not a curated record.
CAACCUCAAGCAAAGACAGUAAGAGGAUAAAGUUCACGUAGGACGAGCACAAAUAGACCUGAGCAGGUCAAGAUAACACAAACACUUCUGUUCACACAAAACACUUUGUUUUGUAUCAGAAGGAGGAAGAGCUUCAGUCUUCUGCUGACUGAUUUGAAUCACAUCACAAAUCGCCACUAAGAAUGAAGUUCCUUCUCAGUUUGACGACUCUCGUCGCUGCAUCAUGUGUCCUUAGUUUUGCAGACGCUGACCAAAUGAAUGUCUUCUCAGAGGACAUCUUAAAACAGCUGUCAGAGGAUGGUGAGAAGCUUGUGAAUGAGGAGAUGAAAAGAGCGCUGUAUGGCGUGAAGCAGAUGAGGGAGGUGAUGUGGAGGAAUGAGCAGAAGCAUGAGCACCUCAUGAACUCUUUGAAGCACAGCAGUGACAAGAAGAAGGGGGCAGCCCAGCUAGCAAAGGAUGUGAGUGAGAAGCUGGAGGAGGCAGAGGAGCAGUGCAAAGACUCCCUGCAGUCAGAGUGGGAGGAAUGUAGACCCUGUCUGGAGGAUGCAUGUAAAACCUUCUACACCUCCACAUGCCGCAGGGGCUUUGCUUCUUUCCGCAGUAAGGUUGAAUCCUUUUUCCAAAGAGUCUCCAGACGCUUUGGUCCAAGAGAGCGCCCUCUGGAGGCAGGAGACAUCUUGGUGAACCAAAGUCCUGACGAAUCAGAACCAGAUGUAGUUCAGAUUGAGAAUUCUUUCAAGCGAGUUAUGAGCAAGGUGGGGACCCUGGUGAACUGCAGCAUCGCUUUGGUCUCCAGGAUGAGCAGCAGGCUUGACGGAGUCCUUCAGAAGGCUUUCCUGAACAACACCAAUGAACUGUCAGAGGAAAGCGCUUCCGAUCCAUACUACCCUGGGCGCGACUCCGGCUUCCUGCAGGGCGUUGGGCUGGAGGAGGUGCUGGAGUCAUUCUUUGACUUUGGAAAGAGCGUGGUGGAGGAGUUUGGAGCUGUGGUUACCCAGGUGUUUGAUGAUAUCCAUCAGACUGUGGAGGAGGAGACUAAGAAAGAGAUAAAAAGCUUCCCUCGCUUCCUGCAGAACAGGAAGCUGUGCAAAGACCUCCGCAGGCAGACAUCAGAGUGCUGGCAGCUUCAGAACAAGUGUGAGGCCUGCCAGGGAGCUUUGCUCACAGAGUGCACCGGUGUUCGUGAACUGCAUGUGGAGCUGGAUGAAAUAUCCCAGCUGCUGGAUGUCUCCAAACAGCAAUAUGAUGAGAUCUUGUCCAUUGUCCAGCAUCACACUGACGAGACGGUCAAGUGGCUGACCAACAUGGCAGCCGAGUUCAGCUGGGUGGCUCAGGCUGUGAGCAACAGCAGCACUCCUCAAAAUGUUUUCCGCAUCACAAUGGUGGCACCAGAGAGCCACGAGGAGCAGAAUAUGUCUGCCACUGAGACUAAGGUGGAAGUAAACGUCCUGAACUCUCCCCCACUCACACUCAACAUCCCUGGAGAGCUCGAGCUGCACGAUCCAGCUUUCAUCCAGUACGUGGCCCAGGAGGCUCUGGACAAGUACAAGGAGAUGGUCAGGAUUGAAGAUGCGUAACACUGCUCCGUCUUCUUUAUUUUCCGCACUUCAUAGUAGUAAACAUCUUCGUGUUGAUAUCCGAAGACACUACAGCUGUAGCCAAUAUCUAUCUGACUCUUUCAAGUUUUCUUCUUGUUAAAUAGUGUAAUUUCACAAAAUAUGUUCUAUUCACAGACCAAGUGAAAUGAGACACUUUCUGAAUUUUUUAGUGGAUGUUAAACACAUGAAAGCUACAUGUAACAUUUAGUUUAUCAUUUUAUUUUAUUCUGUACAAAAUCAUAUUAGUUAACAUUCUCAUAACUUUCAUCAUGUGUACCCACACUAGAUCAGGUCUCACUCUUAACAAUCUCUUACAUGAAUGAUGCACAGAAAGAAAAAAAAAAUCACAUCUUCAAUAUUGUCUAAUUUCUCAUACUUU